This is a messenger RNA of Symsagittifera roscoffensis, 1335 nucleotides long. RefSeq lists its product as uncharacterized. The record is from RefSeq and is a predicted model, not a curated record. Bases 283 to 1335 code for a protein of 350 amino acids. NCBI's taxonomy places the organism in Eukaryota, Metazoa, Xenacoelomorpha, Acoela, Convolutidae. The transcript has 2 exons.
GCGAUUCUAGGAUUUUCUCAACGGGGGGGCACUUUCUAACAUAAUGCGAUUUUCCGAAAAUGAGUCACAGCUGUUAAAUUCACGCCUCAUUUUGUCGCCUUUUUCAGAAAUAUGUGUGAUUAGCGGUUCUGGAUGAAUACUUUUGAAAUACAAUGAUGCGAAAACUUGAGUCCUUUGAAAUUCACACAUGUUAUUAACACUUGUUUUUUUGGCCGCAAAAUUCAGUAUAUAUUUGAACGCUAAAUUUACAAAAUCAUUCCAAUCAAAUUCACUUUCAGAGUAAUGUCUAAACGCAGUUCGACAACAAAUCCGUCACCGAGGUCAUCCUCAAAGAUUACGUCCUUCUUUGGUUUUUCAACUCCACAAGCAUCACAAUCCAGCGACCUAUCCCAGUCUCCCGUGACAGAAUCAGAUGUCGUGACCGAGAAUCAGCCUAGCACUUCUGGUACCCAACCUGCAGUCCAUGAGGCUUCAACGGACACCCCUGCUGACAUUGGUGUUUUUGUGGGCGAUCCUUCGUCAGCAACUGAUGGACAGAAAUAUGCUCUUCUGAAGACUCGACAAAUACCCGUUUUCCCCGGAAACAACUGGCCGCAUGAGACAAGAUCGGGAAAAAAGAGACACCUCAAUGCACGGCAUUUCGAGAUUCAUGGAUCGUGGCUGUGUUACUCACAUGAACCAGCUGGACUGUUCUGCAAAGUCUGCCUGUUCUUCGCAGAUCGGGACGCGGUCAGACGACGAAAUGGCAGCACAGCGCCCGUGACCUUCAUCAACAAAGGAUGCACCCGAUACAGCAGGCUCACAGGCAGUGAGGGAUACUUCGACGCCCACUGCAACACAAACUACCACAAGGACGCCUCCCUGGUCGCAGUAGAUUUUAUCUACGCAUUCGAGCAUCCCGCCAAGUCAAUAGAUCAACAACUGGACAAACAGGUUCAUCAGAGAGUUGCAGAAAACCGGAAACGCCUCAAGCCCAUCGUCAGCACAAUUGUUUUUGCUGGUCGGAUGGGACUUCCUCUCCGCGGUCAUCGAGACUCUGGGUCGCUGACGGUUCCAGAGACGGUGGAAGACAUUGACGCCGAGUGUGGCAACCUGAGAGCACUUCUACAAUUCAGAGCGGUCAGUGGGGACGAAGACCUCAAAGAGCACCUGAUAUCCUGCAAGAAAAACGCUACCUACCUCGGCAUGCAGUCUCAGAACGAGAUCAUUGGGGCCAUCGGAGACCAGAUACAACAGACAAUCGUCAAGAAGAUCAAGAAAGCGAGGUUUUUCACAGUGAUCGCAGACGAAACAACUGAUGUGUCGCGCAAAGAGCAAAUGUCACUCUUUGAGUAG